Molecule: messenger RNA, 2183 nt
Organism: Macadamia integrifolia
Lineage: Eukaryota; Viridiplantae; Streptophyta; Magnoliopsida; Proteales; Proteaceae
Product: protein IQ-DOMAIN 17-like
Exons: 5
Coding region: 377-1975 (532 amino acids)
Molecular function (GO): protein binding
Source: RefSeq, a predicted model, not a curated record
AAAAAAACAUAUGGUGAUGGAAUUUUUAUUUACAAAGUUGUUGACACUGUCGCUGACACCUCCAUUAGUGUCUUCCAUGCCACAAAAAACACACCUCACCUUAGCAGAUACAGAGCUCGUAAUAUGUUCCUGCACAGAUUAACGUUCCAAUGUCCCUUCCCCAACCCCACCCAGUUUCUCCCUCUCUCUCUCUCUCUCUCUCUCUCUCUCUCUACAUUUUAAAAAGUUUCAAAGGAAUCAAUCUCUAACAAAAGGCAGCACCACCAGUGCUAGCUCCACUAGUCUAAUCCAAUCCCAAAGCUCCAGUUUCGGGAGCUUCAGCUUCGACCUUGGUGGCUCUCACUGUUAAUGCAGCUCAGUUUCCUUCUUACCAUCCAUGGGAAAGAAGGGUGGAACCUCGUGGUUGACUGCAGUGAAAAAGGCUUUCAGGUCUCCUACUAAGGACAACGAGUCGAAGAGUAGCAGAAGGAGAGAAGAUCAUGAGCAAGAAGAAGAGGAAAAGAAAAGGGAGAAGCGAAGAUGGAUUUUUCGAAAACCUUCGAAUCACGAACCGGUGACACAACAAUACGAAGCGAAGCCUGCAGUUACGACUGCAACCACGAAUCCUGUUACUGCUGCUGAGCAAAGGCAUGCCAUUGCUGUUGCAGUGGCGACCGCAGCAGCCGCUGAAGCGGCCGUUGCUACUGCCCAAGCAGCUGUGGAAGUUGUUCGCCUCACUAGACCUUCUAAUUUCGUUAAAGAACACUACUCUGCCAUUGUCAUUCAGACUGCCUUCAGAGGCUAUUUGGCGAGGAGAGCUCUUCGUGCAUUGAAAGGGCUUGUAAAGCUUCAAGCUUUAGUGAGAGGACAUAACGUACGAAAGCAAGCGAAGAUGACCCUUCGGUGCAUGCAAGCUCUGGUCAGAGUACAGGCUCGGGUGCGGGAUCAACGCAUGAAGACUUCCCAGGAUGGGAGUAGAAAAUCUAUGUUUAAUGACACUAACAGCUUAUGGGAAUCACGGUUUCUUCAGGACAUUGCAGAGAGAAAGUCAAUGUCAAGAGAUGGAAGUAGCAUUGCAGACGAUUGGGAUGACCGCCCACAUACAGUAGAGGAGAUUCAGGCCAUGUUACAGAGCAGAAAGGAAGCUGCUUUAAAACGCGAGAAAGCCCUCGCCUAUGCUUUCUCUCAGCAGAUAUGGAGAUCAGGUAGGAACUCCUCAAUCGGGGAAGAAGAAGAGCUCGAAGAUAGACCAAAAUGGCUGGACAGAUGGAUGGCCACGAAGCAAUGGGAGAACAGGGGAAGAGCUUCGACUGAUCAAAGGGAACCCAUUAAAACCGUCGAAAUCGAUACGUCUCUUCCCUACUCUUAUUCAGCCCCUAAGAACAGAAGAUCACAGCCACAACCUGGCACUUAUGGUCUUGCAUCUCCUCUGCACAGAGCCCACCAACAGUAUCUCUCUGUUCAUCGGUCCCCUGUCACGCCUUCUCCUUGUGGAACAAGGCCUCUGCAAGUACGCUCAGCCAGCCCUCGUUGCCAAAGAGAAGAGAGAAGCUACCCAACAGCGCAUACACCAAGCUUGGGAUCCAGCUAUUACUACAACAGUGGGAUGCGUUACAAUGGACCAGGCUCAAAUAGCGGUGCUGGGUCUGCAGCUGCUGCAAUCCCGAACUACAUGGCUGCCACAGAAUCAGCAAAAGCUCGAAUUAGAUCGCAGAGUGCACCGAGGCAACGGCCAUCGACGCCUGAAAGAGAGCGAGUGGGGUCAGCGAAGAAACGUCUCUCUUUUCCCGUUCCCGACACUUACAGUACUGGUGGUGUUGGUGGUUGUGGAGGUGGGUACAACUAUAGCCACAUUUUAAGGAGCCCAAGCUUUAAGAGUGUUCAUGGAGGUCAAUUCGGUAUGGAGCAACAGUCAAAUCUGUCUUGUUGCACGGACAGCCUCGGUGGUGAAAUAUCUCCCUCUUCGACCAGUGACCUCAGAAGGUGGUUGCGUUAGAACUAUUACUGCAUCAGACUUUAGCUUCUAACAACAUAAAUGGUGGUGACUGGCAAUGUCAUGAAAUUGGUUUUUUGUUUUUCUUUAUUUCGUUUAGUUAAUCCAAUGAUGAAGCCAUGAACUGAAAAAAGUGGGAUUGAUUGAUUGAACACGAUGGAUUAUAUUUCAAUCCUAAUUCUUUCUCAUAAAAUUUUGACCAUUUCAGACC